This is a messenger RNA of Fonsecaea erecta, 1020 nucleotides long. RefSeq lists its product as hypothetical. Gene Ontology annotation, molecular function: oxidoreductase activity, acting on the CH-OH group of donors, NAD or NADP as acceptor. The transcript is spliced from 3 exons. NCBI's taxonomy places the organism in Eukaryota, Fungi, Ascomycota, Eurotiomycetes, Chaetothyriales, Herpotrichiellaceae. The record is from RefSeq and is a predicted model, not a curated record. The coding region runs from base 1 to 1020 and encodes 339 amino acids.
AUGUUGUCGAUCUUGAAAGCGACGGCCCUCGAGCCACUGGUCACUGGGCCGUUGUUGUUUUCUCUGCCCAGGCUUCCUCCAUCACUUCUCGAGCAGCUCCCUCCGAGCAUCUACAGCGUCAUUCGAUCGCCACGCACUGCCAGCGCUCUUACUUUCCUUCUGAUCCUGGGGAUCUUGAGAAAGACCAAUAGGUUCCUCGCACGACGGGCGGUCGACAACUGGACACGGAGCAACCGCUGGGAUGCCAGCAAAGAACUCGUCGUGGUCACAGGAGGAGCGAGCGGCAUUGGUGAGAAAGUGGCUGCAAGCCUGGCGACAAAAGGCGUCAAGGUGAUUAUCCUCGACGUCAAUACACCUAAAACACCACUGCCGCCAAAUGUUGCCUUCUUUCAGGUCAACAUCACAUCCUCAGACGCCGUAAGAGAAGUCGCCAAUGAAAUCCGCAAGGCACAUGGCCACCCAACGGUCCUCGUCAACAAUGCGGGUGUGGGCGACACGGGAACGAUCCUGGAUCUGUCGGAAGCGACGGUCCGGAGAACGUUCGACGUCAACACGAUCAGCCACUUCGUCCUGGUCAAGGAAUUCUUGCCCGAGAUGGUCCGCAACAACCAUGGCCACGUGGUCACGGUCGCGAGUAUGGCCAGCUUCGUCACCGCUGGGAGUAUGGUCAACUAUGCGUGCUCCAAAGCGAGCGCGCUCGCAUUUCACGAAGGGCUCGGUCAGGAGCUGAAAUACUGCUAUAACGCUCCGAAAGUGCGCACCAGCAUUGUCCACCCCAGCUGGGUUGCCACGCCGAUGACCCAGCUCUUACAAGACGUCGACGAGGGCUUCCGACGAACGGCUCUUCGCGUCGAGACGGUCGCGGAUGCCAUCGUCAAGCAAAUCGUCUCGGGCAGCAGCGGACAGAUUAUCCUCCCGCCUCACCUGUCCAAUGCGGCACUCCUCAGAGCUCUGCCAUUUUGGAUCCAGGGAGCGGUGCGAGGCCAGGUCACGAAAAUGCUGCAGCGCUCGGGGGUUUAG